This is a messenger RNA of Boleophthalmus pectinirostris (great blue-spotted mudskipper), 992 nucleotides long. RefSeq names its product RWD domain containing 1 (gene rwdd1). Lineage: Eukaryota; Metazoa; Chordata; Actinopteri; Gobiiformes; Gobiidae. The record is from RefSeq and is a predicted model, not a curated record. Gene Ontology annotation, biological process: cytoplasmic translation. Gene Ontology annotation, molecular function: protein binding. The transcript has 7 exons. The coding region runs from base 93 to 812 and encodes 239 amino acids.
UCGAAUAGCACGCAGCCUCGUACUGUACUGACAUGAGUGUAGCGGCGUGAUGGUGGAUCUCCGUCCCAGAUAACCCGAAAAACCUUAAAAAAAUGACGGACUACGCCGAGGAGCAGAGGAACGAGCUGGAGGCCAUUGAGUCUAUCUACCCGGACUCUUUUACAGUCCUUUCAGACAACCCCACAAGCUUCACCAUCACAGUCACGUCAGAUGCUGGAGAGAAUGGAGAAACGGUCGAAACCUUGCUUAAGUUCACAUAUGUGGAGAAUUAUCCAGACGAGCCCCCGCUUUGGGAGAUUCAGUCACAGGAAAACUUAGAAGACGGAGAUGUAGAGGAGAUACUCGCACUAUUGCAGCAACAGGCUGAGGAAAACUUGGGCAUGGUGAUGAUUUUCACUUUGGUCACAGCCGUUCAGGAGAAACUUAAUGAAAUUGUGGACGCCAUAAAAACCAGACGAGAAGAAGAGAAACUACGGAAAGAGAAGGAGGCAGAGGAAGCAGAGAAGAAAGCCUUCCAAGGCACAGUGGUCACAAUAGAAAACUUUUUGGCCUGGAAAGCCAAGUUUGAGCUGGAGAUGACAGAAAUCAGGAAGAAGAGGCAGAAAGAGGAGGAGCAGGCGGGGAAAAACAAACUCACAGGAAAGCAGCUGUUUGAGCGAGACCACAACCUCGACACGUCUGACAUUCAGUUUCUUGAAGAUGCUGGGAACAACGUGGAAGUGGACGAGUCUUUGUUCCAGGAUAUGGAGGACUUGGAUUUGGAAGAUGAUCCAGACUUUGACCCCUUGGAGAUGGGAAGCGACGAAGACUGAAGGACUUAAAACCAGAGCUCCCUCUUCAAACCAGUCCAAUGCAAAAACUCAUUUAUUUUCUAAAGACUCUGCAGCAAAUGGAAAUACCUGCCUAACAACGUACGCAACAGCAUAAUCACAUUUAUUACAUUUUUAUUUGUAUCAAGAUGGCUGAGCAAUUAAAUUUAACAAAUACUGUAA